CAUCACUAGCCAAAAUCUCUCCAAAAUCCACUCAAUUCAAAUCAUCCUCUAGGGUUUCCGACUCACCGAUCGCCGCCUCCAGAAGAAUGAGUUCCAACGCCGCAGCUACCACCAAGGGCGGAAGGGGCAAGCCUAAGGCGUCCAAAUCUGUCUCCCGUUCAUCGAAGGCUGGUCUCCAGUUUCCCGUCGGCAGAAUUGCUCGUUUUCUUAAGGCCGGUAAAUACGCUGAGCGCGUUGGAGCAGGCGCCCCUGUCUAUCUCUCCGCCGUCCUCGAGUACCUCGCCGCCGAGGUAUUGGAACUUGCUGGAAAUGCUGCUAGAGACAACAAGAAGAACAGGAUUGUUCCGCGUCACAUACAGCUGGCAGUGAGGAACGACGAAGAGUUGAGUAAGCUGUUGGGCCAUGUCACAAUAGCUAAUGGUGGUGUUCUGCCAAACAUUCACCAGACUUUGUUGCCAAAGAAGGCUGGCGGAAGGGACAAGGAGAUCGGUUCUGCAUCGCAGGAAUUUUAGGGUUUUGUUGUGAAUUAAAUUGCUGCUGAUGGGCUAAGUUGGAAGGGCCCUAAUUUUGUUCUGGCUGGAAUAUAUAAAUAGACGUUUUAUUAAACAGAUCCUAUUCAUUUCAA
Molecule: messenger RNA, 625 nt
Organism: Salvia hispanica
Lineage: Eukaryota; Viridiplantae; Streptophyta; Magnoliopsida; Lamiales; Lamiaceae
Product: histone H2AX
Cellular component (GO): nucleosome
Molecular function (GO): protein heterodimerization activity; DNA binding; structural constituent of chromatin
Source: RefSeq, a predicted model, not a curated record